Messenger RNA from Eupeodes corollae, 1456 nucleotides. RefSeq names its product peptidyl-prolyl cis-trans isomerase FKBP8. The record is from RefSeq and is a predicted model, not a curated record. The coding region runs from base 315 to 1445 and encodes 376 amino acids. The transcript has 9 exons. Gene Ontology annotation, molecular function: peptidyl-prolyl cis-trans isomerase activity; protein binding. NCBI's taxonomy places the organism in Eukaryota, Metazoa, Arthropoda, Insecta, Diptera, Syrphidae.
CGCAGAAACAGAUCGCAGUCGUCGGAGUUGUCAAAAAUAAGCCAAGGAAGGAAUUUUUGUUUUUAGCAGAAAUUUCUUAAUUUCCUUACUUUUUCUUUCGUCGUUAUCAUAUUUACAUACGACAAUUAACCUCGUUUCAUAUGAAAUUAAUAGUUUAAUUAAUUCACAUUCAGAGAAAAUAUCAUUCAUAAUCAUUGAAAUAAUUGCACAAAUCAAGGUCGAAGUUCAACAUUGGAGAACCUAAUCAUACGAGAAACACUUUCUACUACUGCCCCCACUUUUAAAUUAAGCUCGAAUCUUUAACACAUCAAGAAAUGGAUACGGAAAAGUCCAGCAAUAGCUCGUUUGAGGAUCUCUCGAAUCUCAACGAGGCCGAAAUGAAACAAAUGAAGGAAGAAGUUGAGCCUAAGAUUGAUGAGCAUCGAGUUGUUGACUUGCUUGGCAAUGGCCAGCUUAUUAAGAAGACCUUGAAGAAGUCUAACAAUCCCAUAAGUCCGCAACGUGGAGAAUUGGUUAAGCUUAGUUUUACUGGUAAAUUGGACGAUGGCACGGUUGUGGAGAAGGAAGAAAAUGCAUAUUUCCAUGUUGGUGAUUAUGAAGUCGUCCAAGGUCUAGACUUGGCAAUACCAAUGAUGUUUGUUGGGGAAGUUGCUGAGGUAAUCGUGGAUUCUAGAUUUGCCUACGGACAAAUUGGAUUGAAAAACGAAGAGGACCCUAAGCUUUCCAUUCCCCCAGAUGCAAAGAUAACUUAUGAAGUACAUUUAUUGGAUACAAAAUUUGAAGAGCAUGCAGAUCUUAAGAACUUUGAAAUUCGUAAAAAAUAUGGAAACCGCAAAAAGGAAAGAGCUAACUUUUGGUAUAAUCGAAAUGAAUUUAAUAUUGCAAUUCAAUUAUACCGUCGUGCGCUUGAAUACUUAGAUGAUAGAGAUGGUGAUCCAGAGGCUAAUAUUGAUACAGAAGAUUUAGAGCUAUCCAAUGCUGAUUUACAGAGCAUUUUGGAUGACAGAUUGGUUGUUUAUAAUAAUCUUGCGAUGGCACAGAUUAAAAUUUCAGCAUACGAUGCUGCACUUGCUUCAGUUGAGCAUGUGCUACGAUGCCAACCCAAUAAUCAUAAGGCUUUAUACAGAAAAGGAAGGAUUUUAGAAGGCAAAGGUGACACCAAAGGAGCCAUCAGUUUAUUACAAAGAGCAGCUACUUUGGAACCUGAUAGCAGGACUAUUCAACAGGAUCUCGCCAAGUUAAUUAUAAAAGCACGCCGUGAAGAACACAACGAAAAAGAAAUGUACCAAAAAAUGUUGGGCCAUGCCAAAAAGCUAGAACAAAAUAGCAAACAGCCACUAAAACGAGCUAAUCCAGAAAGCUCAAAGUUAAAAGUUCUUGGAUAUCUUAUGGGAUCUAUUCUGAUUGGUGUUGCUGGUGUAGCAAUGUACAGAUAUAAAUACUAAACAAACAAAUC